Carya illinoinensis is the source of this 840-nucleotide messenger RNA. RefSeq lists its product as uncharacterized. The coding region runs from base 1 to 840 and encodes 279 amino acids. The record is from RefSeq and is a predicted model, not a curated record. NCBI's taxonomy places the organism in Eukaryota, Viridiplantae, Streptophyta, Magnoliopsida, Fagales, Juglandaceae. The transcript has a single exon. Gene Ontology annotation, molecular function: nucleic acid binding; RNA-DNA hybrid ribonuclease activity.
AUGCAGGGAGAGUGCUCGAGUAUUGUAACAGGUUUGAUAGAUUGGAAACAGUUAUGGUCUCUAAAUGUACCUAUGAAGAUUAAGUUGUUUGUAUGGAAAGCUGCCCACAAUGUACUUCCCACUUUGCAAAAUCUGGCAAGCAAAAAGAUAGUUGCUAUUGACUUGUGUUCUAUAUGCAAGAGAGAAAUUGAGUCUCCAUUACAUGUAAUAUGGGGCUGUCCUGCAGCCAGUGAUGUUUGGGCCAUGUCAAGCUGUCCUACACACAAGUGGCCUAUUUCUUUUCCUGACUUCAGGACAUUGUGGUUCUCUUUGUGUUCUAAGCUGGAUGGGGAUUCUCUUCAGCUGGCCUGUUUUAUUAUGCAAAGGAUCUGGCUAAGGAGAAAUUACUUUGUGCAUGGAAAAGAUCUAGAAAGCCCUCAACAGGUGGUGACAGCAGCUAAUGCAGAUAGGGAUCUGUUUUUAUGCUCAUUAACAAACACAGAUGCAGUACCUUCUAAUAAUACGAGUGACAGAGGAAACAUAAGGUGGAAAAAACCAGAAAUCAGAACAUUGAAGGCAAAUUGGGAUGCUUCAGUGAGUACCAAACUCAAUAGAGCAGGCUAUGGUAUUAUUAUCCGAGAUGAGCAAGGAAAUACAAUGGUUUGUGUGUGUGCAAGCCACAAACCUGUUGUAAAACCUGUGCUGGCAGAAGGCCUGGCCUUAAGGAGGGCAAUGGAAGUUUGUGCUGAGUUGGGCUUGGGAAGGGUGGUGUUUGAAGGAGAUGCUAAGAUCAUUGUUCAGGCAGUGACUUCUGAUGAAGAGAUUAAUGCAGAUUAUGGGGUUUUUGUUAAUGAUGCUUGA